UUUUAGAUUUUCAAAGGGCAGGACUUAUUGGCUAUGGAAUCAAGUUCGUGAAACUCGUCUUCUGUGUCUUGAAAAAUGCCACCGUAACCGGAGGCACCUAGGAGCUUAAGUGUAACAUACACAGAGUACAGAAAAUGACGAAAGUUCCUCAGGGGUUUGAUUUGAGUUUCUUAAAUGAGGAAGAAGCCAGGAAGAUCUUUCAGGUGCUGGAAAGAAAUGAGGAACUACAAAGGGCAGAGAAGGACAGGAUCAGCAAACUUCGGAAGACAAAGAGGGAUAUCAGAUGGCUCCAAGGAGUGACUGGUGAAUGGUUUGAAGAAAUUCAAAGAAAAAAGUUUUGCAAUGAAACAGAUGUUAGUCAAAUGUUCAAACAACCUCUGAUGUAUAGGCUAAGGAAAGAGAUGGCAAAAACUGAUCCUAUGGAAUUACAAACGUCAAGAUCUAAUAAUAUAACUAAUCCAAAAACCCCCACAUCUGUUCUUUCUCAACUGAGCUUCAGAUCAUCAUUUGCUUCCCUGUUUUCAUUCAGAAAAUCUGGGAGGGAAUCUUUAAAGCUUCAAUCGCUGGGACGGAAAGGGUGUGAUGGCCACGUAGGACCUCCUGUGAGGGAAACCACUGUGGAGACAAAAACAUACAAUUCAUUUCUAAAAAAUCAACCAGUUGACAGUGCAUUUGUCCCCAAGCAAACAAUCAUGAGAGAAGGAAGUGGCAUGCCUCCUCCGUGGGAAGUUUCCAUGCUAGAGAAUGAGUUUCUCCAAGUUUUAGAUGAUUUGGAUAGCACACUGGCUCAGGAACAAUUUGCAAGCUCAGUGAAUACCAGCAUGCCCCACAACUACGGAUCAAGAACACAAUUCAGUCCUUCUUCCUCCAUUGGGAACAGGGAUGGUCAUAUCACCGGAAGACAUAAAAAUCGCUAUAAUGAAACAUCCAAUACGUCAAUUUAUGACAUCCUCAGACCGGGAACUCCUAGGGAAGGUUUUAAAACCUUCUCUCCCAGAACAAGGACAAUUUAUGAUAUGUACAGGACAAGGGAGCCCAGAGUCUUAAAUGAAGAUUACACACAAAAGAAUACUUUUGGCAGUACUUCUUUGUGUUUUGACAGCAGGCAACGAUCAGCCCCAGCAGCCACACGGCAUUUCACAGCAAGAAGCUUACAUUUUCCAGCUGCAACUCAGAGCAAGAGUAGAUUUAUACCACCAUACUACCAGCAGAUCCCAAAGAGAACUCCAUUAUCAUCCAUCGUCUGGAAUAGAUCAGACUAUUCUAGAGAUAGGCAGAACCAGGAAGAGUUCCUGAGGGCACCAUCGCCAAUGGAAAUUGACCCUGCAGACCAGUAUGUGAAUCCUGGCUAUCUUCAGGGAAAUAGGAGAUAUGAAAUGUACAAUUCACAAAAUGCUUACCGAAGUAUUCAUCUAAAUGCUCCCAUGGAUGAUGCAGUAAGUUCUGACACUUCUGAGAACUCAGAGAAUAUGCCAUGCUAUCAUCAAGAUAACCCAUUUGCUAGGUCUUUCUUUAGUGGUACCUUUAGACGAAGCAGAGAACAACAGUUUGGACAAAGUUCUUUCUGGGGUCACCAGGAAGAACAUUUUUCUAGGUCUGACUUUCAUCAAAGCAGGAAGCCAUUUGUUUAUUCCGACAGAGACUUUGAAAUGAUUUCCACUGAAGCAAGUAGAGCACCCACUGCUCAUGGCCACAGUGUCCCUUUUCUGUACUCAAAACCAUUUUCUCCCGGUGAUAUAACAAAUGUUUUCAGGGGCCAAGAAGAGCCAAGUCACUGGCAGUCUGACUUUCAUACACCCCCACUGGAGAGCAUGGAGAUAUCACACGAUAAUGUGAACCAAAUGACUCCUCAUUUUGGCACACAAAAUAUUUGCUCUAUGAGCAGUUCAAGGUAUCACAUCAAAUCUAGUGCUUUAGAAUACCAACAAGAUAGUUCUCCUAUAAAAGUACAUAUAAACAAAGAACCUUAUUCAUCAAGACUUGCUCAGACUCUAACAUCCUCAUCCAAAACUUUCUUCCCCCAGAUUCCUGAUGACAAAGGGAAUUCUCAGAGUCCCACUUUUCUGAAUUCCACAGUCACUUUGCAGAAAGUUAUUCCCAAUAAACCAGACUCCUUGCCAGCAGAAAGCCAUACAGAAGUUACUAUAACCUACAGCAAUCCAGCUGAUCCUCCACCACCUCUUCCUGAAACCCAGCCCAAUAUCUUGGUCACAGAAAUAAAUAAUGAGAAAGACUCAACUGAAUCUAUUUUAGAAGACAAACAGCUAAACAAGAUGGACCAGACAGACAUGACAGGUGAAAUACCUCAACCUGUUUCACAGACUGACAGACAGACAGAUCUUUUACCUGAUUUUCAAAAAUCCUUCUCCCAAGACCCAACCAAAAAUGACAGGCUUGGUUUUAAUGGAUCUACCAUAGUAAGUUCAAAGGGGUCACCAAGAGGCUUUUCCAGGAAAGACACCUCCAAAAUGCAUAUCUCAUACAGAGAUAAACCCAAUGAACUUAAAAAAAAUGAGAGUUUUCCUGGGAACAGAAAACUUAACUCAGCAGCUUCCCUUCUUUUCACUCAGAGAAACAGAAUACCACCAUCUUUCCCUAGCCCAGAUCAAAGUUGUCACCAGAAAUUAACAGGAAGUAAUGAAGAUAUUUCAGACAUUGUCAAAAACUCCUGGCACUCUGAACCUCUGGACAAUCAAAAUACAGAAUUGCCAGCAGGACCUGCUGAUUUAGAUCUUGAAGGAGAACAAAGUUCCACCACUCAUUCUACCAGCUGCAACAAGCUGGUUGCCCGGCACAAUAUCUCUUGUGAUUCUUUAGAUCUAUCAAGAUUACCACCAGAUUCCUCACCAUCAAAUGAUGCUUUCUUUGAUGCUUUUGUGAUUCCUGUUACCACAGUGUACUCUAGAAGCCAAUCAGACACAGAUCCAUCUUCGGGAGAAAGAGAAAAUGCUAGCAAGAACCAAAAUAAUCAGGUUGUUAUAAGCUCCUUAGAUAGCCAAAAGAAUAAUGAUAGUCAUAUGCCUAUAAAUGAUGAAAUCAUCACAUGCCAUUCCUACUGUCCUUUCAAAAGUGGAAGCGGAAAAGGAAGAAUAAGACGUCACAUAUCUUAUAUUGAAAAGUUAAGCAGAAUGAAUACUACAUCAUUACCCACAUCUGAAAGCAGUAGCCUCAUUAAGGAGAAUCAAAGCAAAUCCAAACCUUCUGAACUUAACACCAUUUAUUGUACCUUGCCAAGAAAAUCAGCCAGUUGUCUCGUGAAUGGCAGGCAGCCAGGAAGUAAGAUAAUGGCUACUUCGAUGAGGAAUGGGCCACCUCCGUUCCAAAUCAAAAAUAACAUGGAUGAUCCGGGCAGGAACACAUCAAAUGAAUUCAGUCCCGUUUCUCCUGAGUCUAUGAGCAAAUGUUCCACAGUUGUUUCAGAUUCAGCCUCGGUGGCAUCUAAAGCCACAGCAACGAUGACAAGUGUGAAAGUCGUAAGACCUGCUUCUGUUAGGAAAGGACCUCUACCAUACCUCAUCCAAAGAGCUAAAUCAUGUCCUUCAGCUAAAUCAUGUCCUUCACACUCUUCACCUGGAAGAGAAGAUAGAAAAAAAUCACUGGUCUCAGACGCCCGUGCUUUUGUUGUGACACCAAGGCCAUGGGAGAGAAUCAUGCAAAGUAACUUAUCUAUUAGAGAUGGCCAAAAGGAAUUCUCUCAAGAAUGCACCGAAAAGGAUGGUAAAAUCACUGCCUCUGCCUCUGGGACAAGUGUAGUUACUCUUUCAGAUGAAGACCCUGUACCUUUUUGUGCAGAGGUGUCAGAAAAAGACAGUGGGAAAACAUUACAUAAAUUUAAGACUACUAGUAUGUUUUCUGUUUCUGGUAAUGAAGAUAACGUUCAGUGUCUUGAGGUGGUUUCAAUAUAUUAUACACUACCAAGGAAACCCAGCAAAAAAUUCUGUGACCUCCUUCAACAGUAUACACAAAGUACCAAUUCACUUACAGAAUCACUUCAAGUGGACACUGAAACAUUUCCUAAUGCUUUAGAAGAAGACAGAGUAAAUUAUUCUACACAAGAACAGUCAGGAACAUCUUCAUCUGAAGAUCCAAAAAUACCGGCCAACUCCACUCAGACUCAUCUUUCUCACACCACUGAAAAUAUGGCUGUUUUACAGUCACCAAAUAGGAGGUCCUCGGGGCCUACAUUACAGGAAAUGGCUUGUGUUGGGGUAGAUGUUUCUCUUCAUAAAGGAGAAUCUAAGACCGGAAAGAUUUUCUCACACAACUUAGCUGAAACACCUCCAGGUAUCCCACAAAGCCAGAAAGACAGGAAAGAAACACGCAAAAAUGAAACCCUGCACGCCUCAUUAAGGCUUCAGGAUAAAAGCACCAUAGACGAAAAAUCUGAAGAUGGUCAACAAUCUAUUAAUGCAGGAAACAGUUUUCUCUCUGGUCUCCCAGCCCGUUCUGAAGCUAAUGAUGAAAAUUCCCAAACUGGAAGAAGUUCUGGAGAGUGUGUAGGUAGUGGUACAGCCAUUAUAUCUACUGAAAGUGGAAACUGGCCUCAGAAAGAUCUCACAGCCAUAGCUAUAUAUGAUAAUGCCAGUAGAUCACAGCCUGUGGAAGUCAGAACUGAACCAGAGUGUCAAAAAAUGAUUGACAAAAUUCUUUCUGACUCAGAAAGCCAAGCCCUUGUCCUGACUCCCACAUUGCAUAAACUACAGUUUGUUGACAAGACUCAACCAGGUGAACCAGAUUUAGAAAGUCUACAGUCUGAACCCAGGAAAUUACCUCAAGGAAGGCAGGAGGUAAAUGUAAAAGACAGCAGCAGAGUCAAAGAUGAAAUGUGCGAGUUGGCAUGGGAUCAGACUUUACAUGCUGGAGGAAAUAAUAAACAUAAUGACAACUUGAAUGACCUAGAAAAAGGAGAAAACAGAUCUUUGGUUAAACACAGAUUGCUAGCCAUGUCUAAAGCCAGCAGAAAAUUCCCAGCUAAGGAUUUAAGUCCCCGAAGACAUGUAGCUACUAUUUUCUCCAAAAGUGGAAACAAAUCUGACUUUGGCCACUUACUUCUUGACAGACAGAAAUGCAACUCACUGGCUCCUGAGCCUACUCCAAAGUCAACAGAACCCAUAGAUGAAGGCAGUUUGAGUAAUGAUGGAACGCAUGUGGAGGCUACAGAAAUAUCCAGCAGAGAAACUUCUAGACCCUCCUGUAGCAUUUCAAAGCUAUAUCAGCGUGAACUCAGUGUCUCAGAAUCACCACCAAAGCAUGAGAAUUCUAUAAGUGCAACAGUCGCUGAGGAAGGAGAGUCAGGAACCCCAGCCCAGCUGACAUUCACCAGACUCAGGGAAGCAGACUUAUCUGACCAGAGGAGGCUGAGCCCACCUUUUCCUUUGGAUCCGGCCCAGAAAUCUCCAAUAAGUGCCUCACGGUCCAGUUGUCAGCAGCAACAAGGGAGAGAUUUGACUCUGGAGUGGGAACCUGAGCCUCAUCUCUAUCGAUCAAAGAGUUUAAAAAGCAUCAAUGAGCAUAGUGAUCUGCCAUGCAAAAGUCAUCCUCCCAAAGUCAGGGGACGCCAUUUUUCUGAAAACACUUCUAUUGACAAUGCCUUGAGUCGGCUGACCCUUGGGGACGAGCUCUCUCACAACAGUGGAUACAGUAGAAGAUUUAAAUCUUUUUCUGAACUUCCUUCAUGUGAUGAAAGUGAAAGCUGGGCUUUGUAUAGCAGCAAAGCAAAAACAGGUCUCAAGUCUGCAUCAUCUAUAUCCAGACCUAUUGACUAUGGGAUUUUUGGGAAGGAACAACAGUUAGCUUUCUUGGAGAAUGUAAAGCGGUCACUCACACAAGGAAGAUUAUGGAAACCAAGUUUUCUUAAGAACCCUGGCUUCCUGAAAGAUGAUGUAAUUAGCUCUUCCAACCCAUCAGAGUCUUUAAGCUCAAAUUCUCCUAGCAGUCAGGUGCCAGAAGAUACCUUGAGCCCAAAUGAACCACUUCGUAUAUAUGAGGAGGACCCAGUGGACUCAGACUGUGACACAGACACGACCACAGAUGAUGAAUACUACCUGAAUGAAAAUGACAAAGAGUCAGAACUGUGAAAUUUUGUCAAAAGAUCCAUAGUGUGGUGCAUUUUUCUUUUCAUCAAAAGUUUAUAGCGAGAGCCAGGUGUGGUGGCGCAUGCC
Molecule: messenger RNA, 6161 nt
Organism: Fukomys damarensis (Damara mole-rat)
Lineage: Eukaryota; Metazoa; Chordata; Mammalia; Rodentia; Bathyergidae
Gene: Exph5
Product: exophilin 5
Exons: 7
Coding region: 135-6077 (1980 amino acids)
Biological process (GO): positive regulation of exocytosis; positive regulation of protein secretion; intracellular protein transport
Cellular component (GO): endosome
Molecular function (GO): small GTPase binding
Source: RefSeq, a predicted model, not a curated record